This is a messenger RNA of Zychaea mexicana, 1495 nucleotides long. Its product is annotated as aspartate aminotransferase. Gene Ontology annotation, molecular function: pyridoxal phosphate binding; L-aspartate:2-oxoglutarate transaminase activity. Gene Ontology annotation, biological process: L-aspartate biosynthetic process. The record is from RefSeq and is a predicted model, not a curated record. The transcript is spliced from 5 exons. Lineage: Eukaryota; Fungi; Mucoromycota; Mucoromycetes; Mucorales; Lichtheimiaceae. Bases 88 to 1314 code for a protein of 408 amino acids. Gene Ontology annotation, cellular component: cytosol.
AAAACAAAAAAAAAAAAAAAGAUCAUCUCGUUUUUCUUUCUCUCUUCCUCCCCGUUCUUCUUCCGCAACCUCCACUAGACAAGAACCAUGACAAACGAUAUCUCUGUAUUUGAUGCUGUGCCCCAAGCACCCGCAGACGUCAUUUUCAGUCUUACCGCUCAGUACAAAGCGGACACCGAUCCAAACAAGGUCAACGUCGGUGUUGGCGCUUUCCGCACCGAUGAUUUGAAGCCUUACGUAUUGCCUGUGGUCAAGAAGGCGGAUACUGUUCUUUUCAACGAUGCAAGUCUUGACCAUGAAUACCUGCCGAUUGCUGGCACUCCUUCAUACACACAAGCAGCUUCACGGCUGAUCCUGGGUCAGAACAGCCCGGCAAUCCGCGAGUCUCGUGUAGCAGCCGUCCAAACCAUAUCGGGCACCGGAGCCAAUCACACUGGCGCCACGUUCCUUGCCCAGUUUUACAAAAAGAGCCCAAAGUGUUACAUCUCGAAACCAACGUGGGCCAACCAUCGCAAUAUCUUCUCCAUGGUCGGCUUUGAAGUUGACGAGUACCCGUACUGGAAUGCAGAGAAGCGCGGAUUGGACUAUGAAGCCAUGCUGGACACAAUGCGCGCAGCUCCUGAAGGCAGCGUGUUUAUCUUGCACGCAUGCGCACACAACCCUACGGGUGUCGAUCCUACGCGCGAACAAUGGAAGGGCAUUGCACAGGUCAUGCGCGAGAAGAACCAUUUCCCCUUCUUUGACUGUGCCUACCAAGGCUUUGCCUCUGGUGACUUGGACAAGGACGCAUGGGCCGUGCGGUAUUUUGUGGAACAAGGCUUUGAGCUGUUCGUUGCCCAGUCCUUUGCCAAGAACUUUGGCCUGUAUGGCGAACGUGCUGGUAAUCUGACCAUUGUCACCAAGUCACCCGAAGAGGCCAAGCGCGUGUUCUCGCAGAUGGAAAAGUUACAACGAUCAGAAAUCUCCAAUCCUCCCGCCUAUGGCUCGCGUAUCGUGGAUAUUUGCUUGAAUGACCCGGCCUUGUAUGCAGAGUGGAAGGAAAAUCUUCAGUAUAUGUCGAAUCGCAUCAUUGAAAUGCGCAAGGCUCUGUUCGAUCGCUUGACCGCUUUGGGUACGCCCGGUACCUGGAACCAUAUCACUGACCAGAUUGGUAUGUUUUCAUUCACUGGUCUCAAUGCUACACAAGUCAAGUUGCUCAAGGAAAAGUACCAUAUCUACAUGACAGACAACGGCCGCAUUUCGAUGGCUGGUUUGUCUACGAAAAACGUUGACUACUUUGCCAAGGCCGUCGAUGAUGUUGUUCGCAAUGUCUAAACGGAAGAACGUUUGACUAUCUAUUCCCCGCCCCUACCCAACUUCAUCCCUUACAUUAACCAUUGAAAAAUCCCCAUCAAAUCAUUAUCUUCGUAAUAUAUUAUACUGUAUAAAGGGAAGAUCCAAAGGAAACAAAACAAGAAAUAAACAAACACAAUCAUACGCACGCAUCUUUACGCGU